This is a messenger RNA of Mytilus trossulus (common blue mussel), 1623 nucleotides long. RefSeq lists its product as uncharacterized. The transcript has 2 exons. Lineage: Eukaryota; Metazoa; Mollusca; Bivalvia; Mytilida; Mytilidae. The record is from RefSeq and is a predicted model, not a curated record. The coding region runs from base 15 to 1073 and encodes 352 amino acids.
UUAACCAUUCAAAUAUGGUUUCGAUUGUUCCUUCAUUCCUAAGGUCAAAGCAUUUCAAUUCUACCAGAUAUAAGUUUUCCGUAGAAAAAUGUGCAACUAUCACAUGCAGAGCGAAAGGCUUCGUACCAAUUGGAGAAAGGCACUUUCCAGAUUCGGUAAAAGCUGCCGAUGGUACGAUAGUUUCAACUGACGUGAUUGAAGGAAAUGUGACACUUGCUAAUUUAAUGGUCGGUGAUCAUAUUGAAAGUACUGUAAUGAGCGGUACUCUUGGUGGCGUUCUGCUUUACUAUAACAGAAACUGCUUCAUCACUUGCGCUCACGUUAUGCUGGACGAACAAAGCAUGAUAUCAAGAAAAUUCAAUCAAAUCCAUAAAAAGGAUCUUCGUGUAUUUAUACGAGAUGGAAAUGGAUUAAGGAUUGAAUGUGGGAAUACCUUGCGAUGUGAUUUUGAAACCGGUUCGGAUACUAAGCCAGGUAUUGAUGUUGCUAUUAUUGAAAUGAAUGCUCAAUUUAAAGUCAAUCCCAAUUCAAUGGUCAAGGACAAGGCACAAAAUCCGCAUUCGCAUCUUUACUUAGGAAUGUCUAAUGAAUACCUAAAUGACAAUUGCAUAGACUAUGAACUGCUUACGUUAACAAAUUCUCAUGUAGAAAUUAUGGCAUUUGGUCAGCAGACGACAAUUGACAAAUGUAAAACAGUUUGUCAACCAGAAGAAGUGAUUGAAGUUGAGUUAAAAAGUAUGGGACAUGCUACUGCAGUUGCAAAUGGUAAUACGACAUUCCCUGUCAUGAUUGCACAGCCGGCUCAUUUCCAGAUGCCCCAGGGUAGAUUUCCUGCUACCACAACAUUUAGAAUGUACAAUCAAUUAUGCUUGAAUGUUCCACUAGUUUCUGGUGAUUCUGGCACAUGUAUUUAUUUGAGAAAUUGUCCAUAUGCAAGUGCAAAUGUAAAAUGUAACCUUUCUGGUUCAAACGGCAAGUGUCCUCAUUCCGGUUGUUUAGGAAUGGCUAUUGCGUUUUCAAAUGGAAUGUCAAUCGUUACACCAUUGAAAAAGAUAUUUGAUUACAUAUUGUAACUUAAAGAUACAAAUAAUCAGAUGAUGAAUCAUUUCUUUGAGAUACAUCAUAAAACAUCAAAUUUCAGCAAACAACAUAUAAACCCCACCAAAAAUGCUGGUUCUUUGUUUUGAUAACAAAAACGUACAGAUAUUCUUACAAUCGAUCUUUUUUUACUUUCUCUUUAUAUAUACAAUAGAAUGAUAAUGUAAAAUAUAAUAUAAAGAAUCGUGCAUCUGCUCUACAUUUUAGUUCUUCCAUUCCAGUGUAUUCUUCACCAGAAUAUUUGGACUAAUAUUCAAUGAUGUGCGAAUCAACAUUCGAAAUAGUGUUUACAAAAUAUUGCCUCUUUUACAAAUUUUCUGUUACAAAAUGAUAGAAAUUAUUAUAAAUUAAGGAAUGUAUCUCCCUCAUGCAAAGCUCUGAUUCCUUUCACGGAUUUGGCUAUACUUUUUGGACCUUUUGGAUUAUAGCUCUUCAUCUUUUAUAUAAGCUUUGGAUUUCAAAUAUUUUGGCCACGAGCAUCACUGAAGAGACAUGUAUUGUCGAAAUGCGCAUCUGGUGCAAGAA